UGGCGUGGUCAGCUGCGGACCCCGUUCUCUUGGAUACGGGAGUUUCAGGACAAAUCAUCGAUGCCCGUGAAGGUUUAUGUCGAUGAAAUGGAGGUUGAAAGUGUCAAGAAGAAGAAACAGUCUGAAACUCCUCUACCCAAGAUAAAAAAGAGAAAAAUGCAGAAUGGGGCAACAGAAGAUCUUGAUUUGGAACAGGUGGCAGAAUCUGUAAAUGGAGAGAUCAACAACAAUAAUCCGACUCCCAAGCUGAAGAAAAAGAAGAAGCCUGUGCCACAAUCAGAUCUCUCUGAAACCGCAGAACAGUAUGAAGGAGAGCAGCCAGAUCCAAGCACUCCCAUACCAAAGAAAGUCAAGAAGAAAAAACUAAAAGAGGGCAAGGAAGAUUCAGACACACAGGAAGGGACAGACAAAUCCGAACCACAAAUGAACGGCGUAAAGAGUGUUAAAAAAUCUAAAAAGAACACAACAGGUGAUGAUAAUGAACCAACUCCUAAGAAAAGAAAAAAGGAUACAAUGGAGAUCACAGCAUCCGAGGAGUGUGAAGAAAAGCAGUUAACCAAAGAGGAAGAGGAAAUAAAUCAAGAAAAAAUAGAUGGCGACUUCUCUAAAUUUCCAAUUUCCAAGGACACCAUUAAGAAUUUGCAAGCUAAAGGCGUGUCCUACCUGUUCCCAAUUCAAUCCAAAACAUUCCACACUGCUUACAGUGGCAAAGAUGUAGUGGUCCAGGCCCGUACAGGCACAGGGAAAACAUUUUCCUUUGCUAUUCCUUUAGUGGAGCGGCUUAAUGAGGACCAACAGCCGUUGGCUAGAGGACGUGCGCCUAGGGUGAUAAUUCUUACUCCCACCAGAGAGUUAGCUAUUCAGAUCACAAAUGAAAUCCGCAGCAUCACUAAAAAGCUGAAGGUCUGUUGUUUCUACGGAGGAACUCCAUAUCAACAGCAAGUUUUCUCCAUUAAGGAGGGAUUUGACUUUUUAGUUGGCACACCUGGCCGUGUGAGAGAUCUUGUCCAAAACUACCGUUUGGACCUCACUGUUUUAAAGCAUGUGGUACUAGACGAAGUUGACAUGAUGUUUGAUAUGGGCUUCUCGGAACAAGUCGAGGAAAUAUUAUCUGUUCGCUACAAACCUGAUCCUGAAGAAAAUCCCCAGACUCUUCUUUUCUCUGCAACAUGUCCAGACUGGAUGUACAAUGUGGCUAAAAAAUAUAUGAAAAAACAGUUUGAAAAAAUUGACUUGGUUGGACAUAGAAGUCAGAAGGCUGCCAUCACUGUUGAGCAUUUGGCCAUUGAGUGCACCAGGUCCCAGAAGGCAGCGGUCCUUGGAGAUAUAGUUCAGGUCUACAGUGGUAGUCACGGAAAAUCCAUCAUCUUUUGUGAUUCAAAAUUAGAAGCUCACGAAUUAGCCACAAACUGUGGCUCAUUAAAACAGUCUGCCAAACCAUUACAUGGGGACCUCCAGCAAAAGGAAAGGGAAGUCAUCUUGAAGGGUUUCAGGCAGGGAUCAUUUGAAGUUCUUGUUGCGACCAAUGUAGCUGCUCGUGGAUUGGAUAUCCCAGAAGUUGACCUUGUAGUAUUGUACUCUGCACCAAAGGAAGCAGAUGCUUAUGUUCAUCGGUCAGGGCGCACAGGAAGAGCCGGACGCACAGGAAUCUGCAUAUCCCUUUAUGAACCAAGAGAAAGGCAUUAUCUUCGGAAUGUGGAGAGGAGCACGGGAAUCACAUUCAAACGUGUUGGAAUACCUUCCUUAUUGAAUGUUGCCAAAUCAUCCAGUGCUGAUGCAAUAAAGUCCUUGGAUUCAGUUCCAGCUGAUGUGAUUGAGCAUUUUAAAGAAUACGCCCAGGAGCUGAUUGAGAAGAAGGGUGCAUUAACUGCCCUAGCUGCAGCUUUAGCUCAUAUUUCUGGGGCGACGUCCAUUAAACAACGCUCUUUGCUCAACAUGGAAGCGGGUUAUGUGACAAUAACGUUGAAGAGCUCAGUGCAAAUUCACAACUUAAGCUAUGCAUGGCGAUCAAUUAAAGAACAACUGGGUGAAGAUAUUGAUUCUAAAAUUCAUAGAAUGUGUCUCCUGAAGGAUUCCAUGGGUGUGUGUUUUGAUGUCCGUUCUGAAAACCUGCAGUCAAUGCAGGAGGGCUGGAAAGAUACAAGGCGGUGGCAGUUUACAGUUGCAACUGAAUUACCCGCGAUUCAAGAAUCUGAGAGAAACUUUGAUGGUCCAAGGAAUGGAGGUUUUGGAGGAAGAGGGAGGAGACCUUUUGAUAGAAGAAAUAAUUCCAGAGGAGGAAGAGGAGGAGGAGGAAGAGGCAGAAAUAGAAGUGGAGGGUUUAGAAGGGGCCGUUAGUGACUCCAAACAUCCCAACAUCCCAUGUCACAAUAACUUUUUUUAAUAUACUGCCAUGUUCAUAAAUAUUCCUUCCUAAAGUAACUUGAGACAUAUUUUUAUGCAAUAUAAAACUGUGUGCUUAGCCCUUAUUAAAAUCUAUCUGUUAAAUAA
Messenger RNA from Xenopus tropicalis (tropical clawed frog), 2490 nucleotides. It is a transcript of the gene ddx21, whose product is annotated as DEAD-box helicase 21. Gene Ontology annotation, molecular function: helicase activity; hydrolase activity; nucleic acid binding. Lineage: Eukaryota; Metazoa; Chordata; Amphibia; Anura; Pipidae. Gene Ontology annotation, biological process: rRNA processing. Gene Ontology annotation, cellular component: mitochondrion; nucleolus; cytosol. The record is from RefSeq and is marked provisional.